GGAUACUGCCGAUAAUUUUGUUGGAAGAGGCUGUUUUUUGUGUGGUUAGGUUCAACUAUUCCAUGGCUUUGCUCACAGAGGAGUGAGCGUUGGUUAUAGGAAGGGCAGUUCCGAAACGCAUCACAAUUCACAAGUCUGUUAUAUUACACAGUUCGCGGAGUGCGUUGGAAGAAAAUGGAGGCUCUACAACCGUUCAAAAAUCUCAUCCACUUUGCUUCCUUGAGGUCUAGCCGAGCUAUACAAACCCGAAACCCUUCUUGUUGUUUUAUUGUCCGUUGCUGCUCUUCUCAAUCUGGCGUUCCGCCCUCUACCAUCCCCCACAGAGCAGCUAGCAGUAACCGGCGGUACUCGUCAAACCCCAACCCAUCCACCUCCGACAAAGAAGCCAUUCGCUCCAUUCGCAUAAAAAAGGUGCAGGAAUUAAGAAAUAAGGGGUUAGAACCCUAUGCUUACAAGUGGGAUCGAACUCACACUGCUAAUCAGUUGCAAGAAAUUUAUAGAGAUCUAGUGAAUGGUGAAGAGUCAAACAGUGAGAACGAUUUUGUCUCAAUAUCAGGAAAAAUUGUGGCCCGGAGAACUUUUGGAAAGCUUGCUUUUUUUACUAUGCGAGAUUACUCUGGGACAAUUCAGCUCUACUGUGAGAAGGAAAGGCUCAACGAUGAUCAAUUUGACAAGUUGAAGACACUCGUUGAUGUAGGAGAUAUUUUGGGUGCUUGUGGUUCAAUUAAACGGACUGAGAAAGGGGAGCUAUCAGUUUGUGUGAAUUCAUUCUCAAUUCUUACAAAGUCCCUACUUCCAUUGCCCGACAAGUAUCAUGGCCUAACAGAUGUAGAUAAGCGCUAUCGGCAGAGGUAUGUAGAUAUGAUUGCAAACCCUGAGGUAGCUGAUACCCUUCGCAAGAGGGCAAAGAUUGUUUCGGAAAUUCGAAAAACAGUUGAAUCUUUUGGCUUUGUUGAAGUCGAAACACCAGUUCUCCAGGGUGCAGCUGGUGGAGCUGAUGCUAGGCCGUUUAUUACGUACAACAAUUCUCUUGGAAGGGAUCUUUAUUUGAGAAUUGCGACUGAGCUCCAUUUGAAGCGAAUGUUGGUUGGUGGAUUCGAAAAAGUUUAUGAAUUGGGCCGGAUAUUUAGGAAUGAAGGCAUCUCGACACGUCAUAACCCUGAAUUUACUACUAUAGAGAUGUAUGAAGCAUAUUCAGACUAUCAAAGCAUGAUGAAUAUGGCGGAAGAGAUUGUAACAAGAUGUGCUCGUGCAGUUCUGGGAGAACUCACUGUAUAUUAUCAGGGUUUAGAGAUUUGCUUAGAAAGACCUUGGAGAAGAGAGACAAUGCAUAAUCUUGUGAAAGAAGCUACAGGAAUUGAUUUUAACCAGUUUGGGGAUGAUCUCACAGUUGCUAAAGAACAUGUUCUUCAGUUAGUCAAUGUUUUUGGGGGAGACCAACAGAAAAGCUGCAUUGAAGCAUGUCAAACUGUUGGCCAUUUGCUUAAUGAGGUCUUUGAGAUGGCAGUGGAACCAAAGCUUCUACAGCCUACGUUUGUUUUGGAUUAUCCCAUAGAAGUAUCACCAUUUGCCAAGCCCCAUAGAAGAUAUUCAGGGUUAACAGAAAGAUUUGAACUUUUCAUUUGUGGUCGUGAGCUGGCGAACGCUUUCUCUGAACUAACCGAUCCUCUAGACCAGAGAGGACGAUUGGAAGAACAAGUGAGGCAGCAUAAUGAGAAAAGAGCUGUUGAAGGAAAGGAGAACAAGAAACCUGAUGACUCCUAUGAAAUUACUCUUGAUGAAGACUUUCUAACGGCUCUAGAGUACGGGAUGCCUCCUGCUUCUGGAAUGGGACUGGGCGUUGACAGGCUGGUAAUGCUUUUGACAAACUCUGCCAGCAUCCGUGAUGUUAUUGCUUUCCCCGUCCUCAAGAUCCAACAGUAAUUUAUUGAAUAUUAAUUGAAAGUUCCCUUGUUGAAGGGAAUAUUUUGUUGAAAUCAUAGAACUGUAUGCUUUCGUUUUCUUCAUAGGAUCUAUGGGUACAUUAUCUUCUUAUGGACGCAACGAAAUUGACUUUGAAUAAUGAUUUGCAUUCUUCUGUCCAUUAUACUGUUUUUUAUUAUUAUAACAGAUCAACUUUUCUGAUUAUUUCCAUUAUUCUGUCCAUUAUAAUGAUUUCCAUUAUUUACACUACUGC
This is a messenger RNA of Cuscuta epithymum, 2176 nucleotides long. The record is from the annotation of a GenBank genome assembly. Lineage: Eukaryota; Viridiplantae; Streptophyta; Magnoliopsida; Solanales; Convolvulaceae.